CCUACAUCAGCGUGCUUUACUGCAAUCAGUCAUAAAGAGCUAUGAGCUGAAGCUAAGAGGGGUAAAUAUUCAGGGGUCUUUGUACAAUACAGACAGCUGAUUUGGCCUGUUGCAUUAGCUAUGCAAAAUUAGCCAGCAGAAGAAAUUACACUCCUAGACUAUACAUGACUUUUGGAUCUCCAGUACAAUCAUCACAAUUCAUGUGGAUUAAAGAGACUUUUAUUCCAGGAAACCCAAACAACCUGUCCCUUUACCAUCAUGGACCCACACUUGUGUUUUCCAGUGGUCGUGCAGGAGAGUUUAGAGUUAAAAACAGAGGAAGACAAGCUGCACACUGAGGGUCAUGUGAUCACCAGAACGUGCAAAUACGAUACAUUUACUGAUGGUUUUCCAGUGGUCGUACCAGAGAGUUUAGAGGUGAAGAUAGAGGAGCCGGAUACUGAAGGCCAUGUGACCUUAUUGAAAAUUGAAACUAAUUCAUCCAAAGUCGAUGAGAUUUUACCAGAGAGUUUAGAGGUGAAGGCAGAAAAAGAAGAGCUGGACCCUGAGGAUCAUGUGACCAUUAUAAAGAUGGAAAUUGACACAUUUACUAUGGAUUGUUUUCAAGAGAGUUUACAGGUGAAUUCAGAACCAGAAGAGCUGGAUACUGAGGAUCAUGUGACCACAAUAAAUCAUGUGACAGAUGAUGAGAACAUCUCGAAUAUUGCAUAUGAACAGCAGCCGAUAGCAAGAUCUAGAUUGAUCUCACACAGUCCUGACAACUAUUGCCAAAUGUUAGAUAUAUCCCAGCAGACAUUGCAAGAGCAUGGUGAACUAGCAGAAUGUGCAGCAAAUAUGGCUUAUGCGGAGAGUAACAAAGGCCUGAUAGAAAAAGAUCUUCUUUUAUGUCACCAAAAGACUCCAUCAGAAGAUAAACCGUUUGCAUUUACAGAGUGUUCAAACUGUUUUGCACAAAAUGAAAUUUCACAACAUGUGAGUCACACAGGGGACAGACUAUUCGCUUGUACAGAAUGUGGAAAAAGCUUUGAAGGCCAAUCGGGUCCCCUAACACACCAAAGGAUUCAGACAGAAAGGAAAGUAUACACAUGUGCGGAGUGUGGGAAAUGUUUCAGAACAAAGGGUAAUCUCACACAGCAUGAAAGGAUUCACUCAGGGGAGAGACCAUUUGCUUGUACAGAAUGUGGUAAAAGUUUUGUUGAGAAAUCUAAACUCCUAAGACAUAAUAAAAUUCACACAGGAGAGAAGCCAUUCACGUGCACAGAGUGCGGGAAAAGCUUUGCACACAAGGUGUAUCUCCAGAAGCACCAAAAUGUUCACACAGAUAUAAAAUCCUUACUGUGUGCAGAAUGUGGAAAAAGCUUUACAUACAAGUCUGAGCUCUUAAAACACCAAAGGAUUCACACAGGGGAGAGGCCGUUCACUUGUAGAGAGUGUGGGAAAUGUUUCACGCAAGAAUGUAGUCUCUUAUACCAUGAGCGGUUACACACCGGAGAGAGGCCAUUUGCAUGUACAGAGUGUGGGAAACGUUUUACACAAAAGUCUGAUCUAGUGAAACACCAAAAGAUUCACAUAGAUGAGAAGCCUUUCACUUGUACAGAGUGUGGGAAAUGUUUCAGACUAAAGAGUAAUCUCGCAGCUCAUGAGAAGAGUCACACAGGCGAGAAACUCUUCACUUGCUCAGACUGUGGUAAAAGCUUCACAUACAAGAGAGAUCUACUGAGACACCAAAAGACUCACGCAAGAAGGUAGAAACUAACCAUCUGGCACAAAUACUUGUGGAAAACAUAUUUCUCUUUUUAGGGAAAUCAGUAAUUUUUUAUGAAUAUGCAUAGUAUAUAUCAGCAAUUACCUUGUGACUACAAUACUUGUCUUGCAAUAAAUUAACAUACCAACCGUGUUUGAAUUAA
Bombina bombina (fire-bellied toad) is the source of this 1907-nucleotide messenger RNA. Its product is annotated as zinc finger protein 501. The record is from RefSeq and is a predicted model, not a curated record. The coding region runs from base 259 to 1749 and encodes 496 amino acids. Lineage: Eukaryota; Metazoa; Chordata; Amphibia; Anura; Bombinatoridae. Gene Ontology annotation, biological process: regulation of transcription by RNA polymerase II. Gene Ontology annotation, molecular function: RNA polymerase II cis-regulatory region sequence-specific DNA binding; DNA-binding transcription factor activity, RNA polymerase II-specific. The transcript has 8 exons.